Molecule: messenger RNA, 5218 nt
Organism: Camellia sinensis
Lineage: Eukaryota; Viridiplantae; Streptophyta; Magnoliopsida; Ericales; Theaceae
Product: disease resistance protein At4g27190
Source: RefSeq, a predicted model, not a curated record
CCUCAAAGCGGUGAGUGUAAUUUACUCUGGAUUCAUUGUUUCGCUUUUGAUACUCCCCUAUUUGAUUUCGUUGUUGGUCUUUUAGUUUUCCUAGCAGGCUUUCCUCUUCGCUGGCGGCGAACUAUUACGCAAUGCAUUUUUUUAUCUGUAAGAGACGGAGCAAAAUCUCAAAGGUUUUUCUUUCUUCAUUUCCAUUCCUCCUUCGAUCAAUUAUAUAGUAUUAUAUUAUUCUCUCUUUUUUUAUCAUUGCUAUAAUUUUACUUUCUUCCUUGGCUUUUCUAUGUUCAACUUCCUUCACUUUUGUUCUGUGUUCAAAUAACUCUGUAUCCCUUUUUGAUUUUAGAGAGCUUUGUUAUCUCCUCCACUACAACUCUAUUAGAACUCUCGUUGAACAAUUAUCAGAAUAAUAUUCUGUGUUCUGUUUUCAUUUUACAAAGCUCCCUUUCUUGGUUUCUGUUUCUGUUGUAGUACAAAAGCUCUCUUUGUCCAACUAUAUUACAAUAUAAUUCUCUAUAUUCAACCCUGCUUGUCAAAAAAAAAAAAUUGUAUUUCCUUUUGAUUUUGUCUAGUGUCAUCCAAGUGUUGUUUUCCUGUCUUUCAUAUCCUCUACAAAAUAGUAUUACUCUGUUCGUUCUAUUUCGAUUUGCAAAGCUGAGUUUCCUUAUUUCCAUUUCAGUUGUUGUAGAAAAUUCCUUUUUGUUGUGUUAUGGCCUUUUACAUUUGUUUGAGAUGUUCUAAAUAAGUGUAUUUUUUGAUUUUUUUAUGAAAAAUGGAUUGAGUUUGAAAUGACAUGGUAGAGAAGUUAUGUGACUUAAAUAAGAUGACGUGACUAAAUAAGAUAGUGAGUUUUAAGCUUUUUAGAGGAUGCCAAACCUAAGUUUCACUAUCCUCACAAGAAACACCUGAGAAAUGGCUGCGAGCAUUGUUAUUCCCAUAGUAACAAAGAUAGUAAAAUUUCUGGUUGCCCCAGCCUGUCGUCAGUUUGGUUAUUUAAUUUUCUAUGAAAGAAACAUUGAAAAUCUCAAAAAGCAAGUCCAAAAGCUUGAAGAUGAAAGAUUCGGAGUACAAAAAUCAGUUGAAGAAGCAGAGAGAAAGAGAGAAAAUAUUAAACCAAAUGUCGAGCGGUGGUUGACAACGGUGAACAAACUCAAGGAAGAGGCUGAGAAAUUCAUCGAGGAUGAAGUGAAAGCAAGCAAAGGGUGUAUGAGCGGGCGGUGUCCAAAUUUGAUAUCACGCCGCUCCUUGAGCAAAGAAGCUAAAAAUAAAACUCAACUUGUGGAAAAGCUACGUGGAGAAGGAGAUUUCUCUGCUGGAGUGUCCUACCGUACACCUCGUGCGGGGAUAUCAUUCACAUCCAUUGGAGGUUAUAAGGGGUUUGCAUCUAGAAGCUCGAUUAUGAACGAUGUUAUGGAGGCACUGGAGGAUGAUGGUAUCUAUAUGAUUGGGAUAUGUGGGAUGGGAGGGGUUGGUAAGACAACUCUAGUGAAAGAAGUUGCCAAAAAAGCGGAAGAAAAGAAAAUGUUCGAUAACAUCGUGAUGGUAGAAGUGUCCCAAUCCUCAGACUUGAUUAAUAUUCAAGGUGAGAUAGCCAAACUAUUGGAUAUCGAAUUGUUUGGGGGAAACAAUUUAUUUGCGAGAGCAGAGGACCUACAAAAGGGACUAGGGAGGAGUGGAAGAGUCCUUGUAAUAUUGGAUGAUGUUUGGAAGACACUAGAGUUGAAUAAAAUUGGAAUUCCAUGUGGGGAUGAUCGCAAGGGUUGCAAAAUUGUGAUGACUUCAAGAAGUAAAGAUGUAUGCAACAGCAUGGGCACACGAGAGAAUUUUGAGGUUGGCAUCUUACAUGAAGAAGAAGCAUGGAAUCUUUUCAAGGAGAUGGCUGAAAUUUCCGACGAAGGUCCAUGUCAUCGAACUGAUUUGCAGAUGACGCAAAUGGCAGUUGCAAAGGAAUGUGGAGGCUUGCCAAUUGCUAUUAUUACAGUUGGGAGGGCACUUAGAUGCAAAAAAAAGUAUUCAUGGGAUGAUGCUCUUGAUCAAUUACAGAAGUGUAUUGUUAAAAACAUCAGCGAUGUAGAUGAAAAGGUGUUUAAACCUUUGAAGUUGAGUUAUGAUAAGCUUGAAAGUGAUGAAGACAAGAAAUACUUUCUGCUCUGUUCUUUAUAUCCGGAAGAUUUUGCUAUUCCAAUUGAAAAUCUCGUUAGAUAUGCGAUUGGGAUGGAGUUGUUUGAGCGCAUUGAUAGCGUGCACCAGGCAAGAAACAGAGUAUAUUCCUCAGUUGAUAAAUUAAAAAAUUGCUAUCUAUUGAUGGAUAGUAAAGAAGGUGAAUGUGUCAAAAUGCAUGAUGUCGUACGUGAUGUGGCUAUAUCAAUUGCAUCUAGGGAGGAGCAUCCAUUUGUGGUGAGAUGUGAUGAAGUAUUGAAAGAAUGGCCCAAGAAGGACCGACUCCAAAAAAACGCUGCAAUUUCAUUAAAAGUUGAUGGUAUGCAUUGGCUUCCUAGUAAUUUAGAAUUUCCAAAUCUCAAGCUUCUACAGUUGGAUUGCAAUGCUAGAUUACCACGAAUCUCAUAUGAUCUCAACGAAGGAAUGGAGGAGGUCAAAGUACAAGAGACCCACGAUAGUUUCUACCAAGGAAUGAAAGAACUUAAAGUGCUAGCUUUAUCUGAUAUGUACAGCUCGUUGCCGACAUCACUUGGAAGCUUGACCAACCUCCAAACCUUGUCACUUUUUCAUUGCCGACUUAUUGACGAUAUCUCUAUAAUUGGAGCAUUACCUAAUCUGGAAGUUUUGAGCUUUGCCGGCUCUUAUAUCAAGGAAUUGCCAAAAGAAAUAAUAGGUCACUUGAAGGUACUUGAUUUAUUGGGAUGUAUAGUGGAAAGGAUUUACCCAGGGUUUUUGUCAAGCUUAUCAAAGCUAGAAGAGCUGUAUCUUGGGUCUAUCUUUCAAACAUUGUUCAAAGUUGAAGAGAGCAAAGAAUGUGCUAAAGCAAUUAUCAAUGAACUAGCGUCCUUGUCCAAUUUGGCGGCUUUGGAUAUUGUUCUAUUAAAUAUGGACUUCUGGCCGAGAGGUAUUGAGAAGGUGAAAAAGUUCAAUAUAGUUGUUGGCGAUUACUUUGGUGGCAUCCCUGACCCUCGUUAUUCAUUAUCAAAUAAGUUGGAUCUCCAAGGUCAAAACUUGAGUGACAUUGAAACGAGGUUUGAUUUGCUGUUGAAGAGAACUGAAAUUCUGAUUUUAACCUCAACUGCAGUAAGUUUGAAAAUUCUCUGUGAUUUGGUCGACGAAGAUGGUUUUGAAUGCUUAAUGAAAUUGACACUAGACUACUUGACUGAAUUGGAAUACCUCAUCAAUACAACAGAUGGGGUUCCCCAGAGUGCUUUUCCUGUGAGUGUCUGUAUCUUCGUAAUCUAUAUAAUUUCAAAGGGAUUACUAGUCAUGAAUGUCAGGAAUACCGACUACCGAACACGGCUUUCCGUGCAUUGAAAGAGUUGGUACUAUAUUUCUUGCCUGAAUUGACAAAUAUGUGGAAGGGUCCCACCCAACUUGUAUGGCUCGGCAACCUGACGUCUGUAGAUGUGUUCUGGUGUCAUAAACUACAAACUACGUUCUCACUUUCCAUAGCUAGAGAUCUAAGGAAACUGCAGGACGUUCGGAUAACUCACUGUGGCAUGAUGAAAGCAAUUGUUUCAAGUGAAGGAGGAGAUGAUAAAAUUGAGUUUCCUAAACUAAAGCAAUUGUAUCUUAAUUACCUGCCAAGUUUUACUGCUAUCUACGAAGCUAUGAAUGCAAUUGAGCUACCACAACUGAGUUACUUGCAACUGUCGAAUAUGCCAAAGCUCAACUGUCUCUGUCCUGCUUCAGAUUCAGAGAGUAAUUGUGAUCCCAUCAUUCAACCCCUCUUCAACAACAAGGUUAAAUUGGCUACCAUUGAAAACUUGCUCAUCUAUGAAAUGGAGAAUCUGAGGGAGAUUUGGCCUGGGGAACUUCAAGCUAAACUAAGAGAGAUGACAGUUCGUAAGUGUCAUUGGCUCUCAAAUAUUCUUUUCCCAUCCAAUUCAAUUAAGGGCAUGCAAAAUCUUGAGCUACUGAUAGUAGAGGAUUGUCGAUCUAUAGAAGUAGCGUUUGACCUUGAAGGCCUUGUUUGGGAAGGCAUAUCAGAUAUGGCAUUCCCUUUAUUAAAACGGGUGGAACUACGCUAUCUACCAAAGUUGACACAUGUUUGGAAGGACAAUUCACAAGGAAUUCAAGGCUUUCAAAACCUAAGAUCCUUAAUAGUAAUUCAGUGCGACAGUUUGAGAAAUCUAUUCUCAUACUCUUUAGCCAAGCUUCUUGUGAAACUACAAGAAAUAGAGGUAACUGAAUGUGGCAUGAUGGAAUCUAUCAUUGCAAAUGAACCAAAUGCAGAUAUUGUAGUGAUACCAAAUAUAAUCAUAUUCCCUCAAUUGAGUAGUCUCAAACUCAGUGAUUUGCCAAACCUUAGGAGUUUCUGCUCUAGGACUUGUACGUUUGAGGGAUCGUUGUUGAAAAAAAUAAAAGUAAUCAACUGUCCCAAAAUGGAGAUACUCCCAUCAGCAUUUCAGCGCAAGCUAGAGCAACAAAAGGCACACUUUUCAACCUCAUCUCAACACCUCCUCUUCUAUGGAAAGAUGGAAGACUCUUCUAUCGAGAUCACAGAAGAAAACCAUUAUGCUUCGCAUGAGGCUACGGUGCAAGCAAUUGAAGCAAUUUCUUAAAGUUGAUUAGGGAAACUGGAGGAAGCAAUAGAGCAGCUUACACAGGCUAUUUUGCUCAACCCAACCUCAACAAUUAUGUAUUCAGGUUCUCUCACCGCAAUUGCUUCAGCCGAAGUCUUUUUUGAAGAACGUUUUCAUGAUUGUUGACUUUGCCCUGGCUUUGAAGGAAGCUGGGUGCUUCUGUUGUUUUGGAAUGUGUGCUUGCACCUGUUGCUGCUGUUGCAACAUCUGCUCUUCGAAUUCCUACCAUUGGUAUUGGGGCAGGGCCUUUCUGUAGUGGCCAAGUUAAUUGAUUCUUUAGCUCUCUUUACUACUCCUAAUAAUGAAUUGGACUUGACUGGCUUGUGUUGUGUAUAAUCUGUUUGCUUUUAUUUGUACAUAUAAUUUGUUAUCUAAUCUUAUAAUUUGAUUUUGAAGUACUAAAGUGGGAAUUUUAAUGAUAUCAUGUGUUCAUAUGUUGAGUUACUCAUGUAAUGAACUUUGAAUUUGCUCUC